CUAGAGAGUUCAGGCUCGAUUUUUUUUUUUUUACCCUCUCUUACACUACGACUAGGCGAAUGGAAUGGGGGAGAAGAACCCAUAGCCUCACCGUGACAUAUGUCACAAUCACGUGACAGUGCCAAGCCCAUCAUCGGUCUUGGUCCCACCUUAUUUGUGCGUGUAAUUUAUCGCUCCAUUCCGUUCCUCGCCUCAUUUCACUUCUCUCUACAUAUUGCCCUGAUUCCCCACCUUUCUUAAAAAAAACUACAAUCUACUGAGUAGUGUGCGUUUGCCACUAAGGUUUCCUUAAGGAACGAUACUUUUUCUGACACAAUAGUUUCGCAGGAACCACUAUACGAACAACAGGUCAACAAACGAUGGCCAUCGCUCCGAUCGUUGGGAAACUUCGCAAAGGUCUUAUUCUUGACCUUUCGGUUGCGCUGGGCUUGGGAACUGGUACGCACUCUUCUCCCCCAUCGAAACUGCUCGGCACAGUACGGUAGGGCUAACUCUUGUGUUGGUGGUGCAGCGGCAGGGUGCCUCUUCUGGUAUGGUAUGUUGUCGAGUUUGCCCCACUAUGCUUCGAGGGGUAUAUACCGAUUUUCCGUUCACAGGCUAUCACACCCCAUCCAUCCGCCACCGUGAUGCGUGCGUGCCCCCAUGCUGGAAACAGGGAAGAUUAGUACUUACGGGCGGGCGAACAGAUACUACGCCAAGCUAGAGCAAGAGCGGAUCAAAAACUCUCAGUGAUAAGGGGUCAGGCAUGGUGUUGUGCCCGUGGAUGAAUGCUAGCUUGUGUAGACGGGCUCUGGGACGGAAUGGGAUUCGUAGAAAUGAAGCUGAGGGUUUAGGCCUUGCAUGGUUGGGAAUUGAACGUGAAUAUGGUAUCGGAUUUAUUCGCCAA
This is a messenger RNA of Tuber aestivum (summer truffle), 886 nucleotides long. Lineage: Eukaryota; Fungi; Ascomycota; Pezizomycetes; Pezizales; Tuberaceae. The record is from the annotation of a GenBank genome assembly.